Messenger RNA from Anolis carolinensis (green anole), 9364 nucleotides. RefSeq names its product GRAM domain containing 2A (gene gramd2a). Gene Ontology annotation, molecular function: phosphatidylinositol-4,5-bisphosphate binding. Gene Ontology annotation, cellular component: endoplasmic reticulum membrane; extrinsic component of cytoplasmic side of plasma membrane; organelle membrane contact site. The record is from RefSeq and is a predicted model, not a curated record. Lineage: Eukaryota; Metazoa; Chordata; Lepidosauria; Squamata; Anolidae. Gene Ontology annotation, biological process: regulation of store-operated calcium entry. The coding region runs from base 3918 to 4862 and encodes 314 amino acids. The transcript is spliced from 12 exons.
GAGUUCCCUUUGGGGUGAGAAGGGUGGGAUAUAAAUGUAGUAAAUAAUUAAUUAAUUUUAGACUUAGGAUCGCCCAAAGUCUGACAUGACUUGAAGGCACACAACAACAACAACAAUCCUAAUUAACUUGACUAUCUCAUUGGCUAGUAGCAGGCCCACACUUUCCAUUGAAAUCCUAAUAGGUUUAUGUUGGUUAAAAUUGUUUUCAUUUUUAAAUAUUGUAUUUGUAUUGUUCCGUCGUUGUUGUUGUUGCUGCACUACAAAUAAGACAUGUGGCGUAUGCAUAGGAAUUUGUUUGUAUUUUUUUUCAAAUGAUAAUUCGGCCCCUCAACAGUCUGAAGGAUUGUGGACCGGCCCUCUGCUUCAAAAGUUUGGGGACCCCUACUCUUGACCUUUGCAAAUGCAUGUGGGAAUACUUAGAGGAAGGCUUAUGAAAUCCAGUGCGCUUCGCAUGAAAGUAUGUCAUCCUAUGGAUUUGGGAAAGCGCCAUUUGGGAAAUGAAUUGUGUGGCGAAAUCUCCCUCUGGGGAAUUGCUGUGCGCUCCGACAACCUGCCGGGUGAGAUGUUGCGAAGGGGACGGGCCUUUCUGGGCCAGCGCAACCGGGCAAGGCAUGUGGUGCCAACUGCCUCUUCCUCCGUAUCGGGCAGAACGAGGCCAGCAGCUGUUGGCCUCUUAAUCGGGAUGAACUCGCUUUCUAAAAAAAGGGGCACAUAUCUGUCUUAAUGCAAACUCUGCUGGGUUGUAUAACCAUGCCACGCUUGGUUUCCGGUGAAAUACGAGGACAGAUGGCCUCAAAUCACGGUCGUUUGGGUCUGUUUUAGUAUAAAAUGGUGUUGCCUGCUUGUUUGCUUCAAUAUGGGAGGAAAUCUGACCAGAGGGAUUUUAUUCAUGGAGAUAAUAUUGAUCCAGUAUGUCUGACCUCUUGCAUCUCCAAUAAUAGUCCCGUAUUUACGCCUCUUCCAGCACAAUUUGGAUAAUUCUCCCCUCCUGAUGAUUUUGACAAACUAGCACUUUGGCCCAGGUUUUUUCUAGAUUUUAUCCAAGAUUUUACCUUUUGUUCUUGAAUCUUGAUUUUAUGACUGUUUUUUAUUGUUAUUAUUUGUUUUUAUUGCUUUGUUUUUAUUGUGGACUGGGCUUGGCCCCGUGUAAACCGCUCCGAGUCCCUUCGGGGAGAUGGGGCAGGGUAUAAAAAUAAAAUUGUUGUUGUUAUUAUUAUUAUUAUUAUUAUUAUAUAACCCAACAACAACAAACUUUUUUUCAAAUUCAAUUUUUAUUAGUGCUUUUCAACUUAAAAAUAAAAUAAGACCAAAAUUUGACAAAAGGAAAAAGAAAAGAAAAAACAAAACAAAAAAAAACCCUCCAAAAACAAAAACAAACUUUUACAAAAUUUCCGUGACAGGAAAGGAAGGAAGAGGGGGUAAGAAAAGGAAAAGAAAAAACAAUAAUAAUAAUAAUACAGAAAGAAGAUAAAAUUGACUUCCAUCUUUUGCACACUAUCUUGUAUGAAAAAAGUUUUACAAUCUUUUUCUCAACCAUCUCUAUCUAGUGUCUCUAUUUUACAUAUUGCCGGUUGGUAUGUAAAUAAUAGGCAAUUUUCUUGGCCUUGGUCUUUAGGUCUGUUCCUGGGGUUAUUUGGGGCACUGAUUUGGAAAAUUGCAUUGAAUAAUUGCAUCAGCUUUAGUUUCUGAGAUAGGUUAUUGUGGUUUUCUGUGGGCAAAUAGAUGAUGACUGCUAUUUAUCAUGUCAGAAGCAAAUUGAGAAACAUACUGCAAGUCACUUCUGGUGUGAGAGAAUCAGCUGUCUACAAAGAUAUUGCCCAGAGGAUAUCCGAAUGUGUUGACAUCCUGCGGGGAGACUUCUGGUCGAUGUUAUGUAUUCUAUGUACUGUAUAUACUCGAAUAUAACCUCCCUUUUCAGCCUCUUUUUUUAGUACUGAAAAAGCCCCUCUUGGCUUAUACUCAAGUGAGGGUCCUCGCUGGCUUAUACUCGAGUAUAUAUGGUACAUUUAUUAUUUUCUCUAUUUACAUUGGUAUUAUUACAUUUAUUAUUUUACUCUAUUAUUAUUGUUAGUAUUACAUUUAUUUUACUCUGCGGUGACAGCCGACAGGGAGCUCCAUGAGGUCACGAAGAGUCGGAAACGACUAAACGACUGAACAACAACAAACAUUUUAUUAUCAUUAAUACAUUAUUAUUAUUAAUUAUUUCACUCUGAUAUUAUUAUUGUUAUUACAUUUAUUAUUUUACUCUAUUAUUAUAAAAAGGAUACAUAAGCACAUUUACAUUGAAGAAAAUGAGAAUAAUGAUUUGAUCAGAGUUGGACAGUCUUAUCUUAAAUUUGAGCUUUAGGUAAAUAUUUGAAAACAUUUAACCUACCGAUGCCUCAAUUAAUAUAAUUUUAUUGGUAUGUAUUUUUAUUUCUGAAAUUUGCCCACCCUCGGCUUAUACUGGAGUCAAUGUUUUCCCAGUUUUUUGUGGUAAAAUUGGGUGCCUCGGCUUAUAUUCGGGUCAGCUUAUACUUGAGUAUAUACGGUAUAUUGUUUUAAAAUGUUGGAAUUUUAAACAUGUGUGUUAAUUGCUGUUAUAUUGGUUUCUUGUGUAUUGAUUGUUUUUGUCAAGGAACUUUCCAUGCAGUGUUUUGUUGUGCCAGCUGUCAGCUCUAGUUUGUAGUGCGGUUUUCUUGUACUAAUUCUUUGUCUGCUGUGUUUUGAGGAGUUUCUGAUUUUUGACCUCAAUCAAAGCAGGUUCUUCACUUUGCUUUCCAUAUUCUGCCAGGGCAUGUUCUUCUUCUUUGACUGCUUGUUUUACUUGUAAGAGUCCUCUGCCCUAUUAUAAUUAUUAUUAUUAAAUCAUAUCAAGAGAGCAAACCCGGGUUUGAGACGGACUCAUUUUUUUAAAAGAUAUUUUUAUUGAAAAGUUAUGUACAUACAUCAUAACAACAUACAGUAACAAACAACAAUAAAACAAGUGCAACACACCUCACACACACAAAAGGGAGGGGGGAGUGAUAAGGAUUGAUAAGGGGGAGAAAAGGGGAUGGGAAACAGAAAAUACAGUAAGGAAUGUGAAUAGUGGGCACAAUGGGGGGGGGGGGUGUUCUUCCGAUCUUUGUACGUCUUUUUGUUAUAAGUUCCCUUAUCAAUUUUUAGAUGUAAUUUUCUUAAUGUAGUCCUCAAGUGGAGACCAGUCCGUGUCCUUCAUCGCUCUUCCAUUACUCUUCCUCAGCAAAAAAGUUAAUUUGUCCAUAUCCUUUAUUUCAAUCAAUUUUCCCAGCCAUGCUUCUUUUGUUGGUGCAUUUUCACUUUUCCAUUGCUUUGCGACCAGCAUUCUCGCUGCAGUGAUACAGAAGGUGAAUAAUUUAUCUGUAUUUCUAUCUACCAUAAUUGAUUGAUCGUAUAACCCUAGCAAUAGGAGUUCAGGUGCUUUUUUAAAAUUUGUUUUUAAGAUUUUGUUACUUUCCUCUAGUACCAUCGACGGACUCAUUUUGACCGUCCUAUCAACCCAAAUAUUCAGUGGCAAAACCUGUAUCAGGGCAGCCUACUUGCAGAUGGAGGUGGCUACAGAUUUCCGAUCCUGGUUAGCAUAGUUGGCAAUUUCGUCCAAAUGCAGCAAACUGGUUUGUUAGAAGUGGUUUACCCUUGAGCCGAGAUCCUUGACCACUGUGUGGCCUUCCUUCGGUGACAAAUGACUUUGCCAUAAUCCCAAAGCUGCUUAUCUCGCCCCUUGAACACGCAAAAGAUGGCACACGAAGAGGAAAGGAGCGUGUGUGCCUGUGUGCCAAGACGCUGCCAUGACUUGUUUCCUUUUCAAAGACAACAAGCCCAGUUUUGUCCCGAUUGGGAAGUGUGGGAGCUUGUGAGAGGAGAGUCACGGGGAAGGAUCCUCCUGCGUGAGAAGCCCUCCUCCCAGCACGAAACCAAUGCACGACAAAGCCGGGCCGAUGCACAGCCUGGAGAAGCUGGACGCAUUGCACAAAGAGAAGAGCCUGGAUUCCCCGAAUGGCAACCUGCACUUGAACGAUGCCGUAAAGGACGACGAGCUCAAGAAAUGUCACAGAGAAGUGGUGGCUCCGAACAAAUACAACUCUCAGUAUCACAAGUUAUUUAAGGACAUCCCCACGGAGGAAAGUGUGUUGAAAGUGUGCUCCUGCGCCCUUCAGAGAGACAUUCUUAUCCAAGGCCGGCUCUACAUUUCCCCCAACUGGCUCUGCUUCUAUGCAAACCUUUUUGGGAAAGAUAUCAAGGUUGUUAUCCCCGUUGUCUCCGUUCAGCUAAUAAAAAAGCACAAAACCGCCCGGCUGCUACCGAACGGACUGGCUAUUACUACAAAUGCCAGCAGGAAGUAUAUCUUCGUCUCCCUGAUCUCGAGAGACAGCGUCUACGAUGUUCUGCGAAGGGUCUGCACACACUUGCAGGUUUCCAGCAAAAAGAGCCUGAGCUUGAAAGAACUGACGGAAGAGCCAGAUGCAGUGGCGUUGGAGGUCAUUGUCCCAGAGGUGAAAUGGAGGAAGGGCUCGUCGGCAUCGUUGUCGCUGGCCCUCCCCCUCCCCCUCCCCCUCCCGGAGGCCGGGUUCCAGUGCAUCCACCGGGCCUCCAUCAGCAGCCUCAGCACCAAAGAGAGCUCUUGUAACUCUGAAGAGCCUCUCAUAUCAGAGAGUGGAAUAAACACCGAAGAAGAGUUAGAAGUGGAGCCCAGCUACAAAGCGGAAUUGAGACUGUCUGAUUAUCAGUUGCUGAAGAUCUUCAUUGUGUUGAUUUGCCUCUUGGUGGUCUCCUCCUCGUACUUGGCUUUCCGCAUCUUCCGCUUGGAGCAGCAGCUCUGCUCUUUGAAUCGGGAUUAUCUCUCGCGGGUGCCCCGGAGGUGACUCUGGCCCCGGGAGGGACGAUCCUAGAGAAAGAGAGGAAGAGAGAACCGCACCUUAAAGACAAAAUCCUUGCCGCGUCCAAGUGGUUUGCGUGGCUGCAAUGAAGACGAGGCAAAAGGAUCCCUUGUUCGGACUCUUGGACCAAAGCCGAAAGGUAGACGUGACUCCUCGGCAGCCUCUUUCGGUGGUGCUUUUUAUUGCUGGCCGGUAAAGAGACAUCACUUGGGCAUUGCUUGUCUGUGGAUGGAGGCUCCAGUCCAAUCCUAUCCCCAGCCCUUGGGGCCGCCGGAUGACUUUUUCUAUAGAAAACCACAGAGAAAAGUGGAGAUUAUAUUACAGGGCUAAUUCUGAGGCGCCCGACUGUUUUGGGUUGGUUUUGGGCAGUGUCUUCCUGGAGUUUUGCAUUCAAAAAUGUGACUGUUAUCACCAGAGGGAUGUAUGCAAGUUGCGGAGAAGCAGAUGGAGUUUUCCACCCGGGAGAUUGCGGGAAUCCUGCUUUGUGCCAAUAAAGGAGAGCGACGGCUAAGGAAUAUUUUCUCAAGGAGGACGGAGCACAGCUUGGAGACAUCUCUUCCUCCUUCUGAGCACAAAAUAAUUUCCAUCGGGACUGCUCUUCUCGUGUGAAUGGGAUGCCACAAAAAUGCCAGUAGUUGCCAUCGUGGUAUCCUGUGAGGUGCCAGGCGGGACCUGAGCGCUCACGGACCGGGACCGAACGAAUGGAAAGCAGCCUUUCCAAACCAUCAUGGCUACGACUUCAAGAAAGGAGGAAACGAAGAGACACGACUCGGUUGUGUUGCCGUUGUUGCACUUUACUUCGGUCUCGCCCCUAUUAGUAAUAUUAAACUUUAUUUAUAUUCCGCCCUAUCUCCCUGGAGGGACUCGGGGCGGAAUCAAAACAUUAAACGCCUGAACACAACAACAAUACACCCAUUACAAUGAAAAUUGACAAACCAACGAUACAAAAACAAAUUGCGACUUAAUAACAAAAAUUAAAUGAACAACACAACCUGUUGUAUCAGACAUAAGACAAAACAUCAGACAUCGAACCACAAAAAUGCCUUUUGAAGGCACUACAGCUCAACAGAUCCCUUAUAUUACAGUCCUUUCCUCCAAAAGGUAGCUUUUACCACAAUUUGUUGUCUUCUGAAGCAUAUACAGUAGAGUCUCACUUAUCCAACAUAAACGGGCCCGCAGAACGUUGGAUAAUCGAAUAUGUUGGAUAAUAAGGAGAGAUUAAGGAAAAGCCUAUUACACAUCAAAUUAGGUUGUGAUUUUACAAAUUAAGCACCAAAACAUCAUGUUAUACAACAAAUUUGACAGAAAAAGUAGUUCAAUACUCAGUAAUGCUAUGUAGUAAUUACUGUAUUUACGAAUUUAGCACCAAAAUAUCAUGAUAUAUUGAAAACACUGACUACAAAAAUGUGUUGGAUAAUCCAGAACGUUGGAUAAGCCAGUGUUGGAUAAGUGAGACUCUACUGUACAACCUACUCUCUUGCCUUUUAGUUUGGGAAUGAUCCCUUCCAGGAGGGAGAAAAGCCUCCCGGCGGGGCAUCAAAAGGGCUUCUGGGAUUCUUUUGGCAUGAGAGUGGGUUUUAAAAAUAAUAAUAAUAAAAUGAAAAACUUUAUUUACAGACAGCCCUAUCUCCCCAAAGAAACUCAGGGCGGUUUCCAAACAUCAUAAUAAUAAUAAUAAUAAUAAUAAUAAUAAUAAUAAUAAUAAUAAUAAUACUUUAUUUAUACCUUGCCACCAUCUCCCCGCAGGGACUCGGGGCAUUGAACAUAUGGCAACCGUUCAAUGCCCAAAGAAAACCGUACCAAACAGUUUACAUCACAUUAGACAAUAUAAACAAUCUUAACUGUAACUUAAUAAACAAAAUGAUGACCAACAGGAUAAGACUGAAAAUAAAAUUUAAAAAAACAUCAUUAAAAACCCUGAUAAAACACAUUUAAAAUAAUAUAUAUAUACAGUAGAGUCUCACUUAUCCAAGCUAAAUGGGCCGGCAGAAGCUUGGAUAAGCGAAUAUCUUGGAUAAUAAGGAGGGAUUAAGGAAAAGCCUAUUAAACAUCAAAUUAGGUUAUGAUUUUACAAGUUAAGCACCAAAAAUUCAUGCUAUACAACAAAUUUGACAGAAAAAGUAGUUCAAUACGCAGUAAUGUUAUGUUGUAUUUACUGUAUUUACUAAUUUAGCACCAAAAUAUCACGAUAUAUUGAAAACAUUGACUACAAAAAUGGCUUGGAUUAUCCAGAGGCUUGGAUAAGCGAGGCUUGGAUAAGUGAGACUCUACUGUAUAUAUAAUAUAUAUAUAUAUAUACUAGCUGUGCCCGGCCACACGUUGCUGUGGCGAAGUAUGGUGGUAUGGGAAAUAAAGUAUUGAGGAAUUGGUGGUAGUUAAGGUCAAGAAUCAAGGUUUUACCUUACAUUAAGUCCAUUAUAAAUGGGUUAUAUAGCUGUGUGGAAGGGCCUUGAGUCUACACUGCCAUAUAAUCCAGUUAAAAUCUGAUAAUCUGUAUUUUAUAGGCAGUGUGGAAGAGGCCUGAGGCCUAACUCUGCCUGUCCCCUGGGCUGAGUGGGUUGCUAGGAGACCAAGUGGGCGGAGCUUAGCCUUCUAACUGGCAGCAAUUCGAUAAAAACAAUUCUUCCUCUCCCUCUAAUUAGGACUUUAUUUUUCUUUUCGUUUUGUUGCAUGAACAUAGAGGCAUGGAUGAGAGGUUGUGCUGCCAAGUUUAGUGUUUCUGGGAUGUGUAGUUUUGUUGUUUUGUCCUAGGCCGAAAUUUCAUUACUCUUUUAUAUAGAUAGAUAUAACUGAGUACAUCAAAACUGCAUCAGGCGAGGAGUUUCGAUGCCUAGCUUUCAAAGAACGCGCUCCCAUGCAUUGCUGGUCUUUGGAGCAACUUUGGGAAGGAGAGUUUAAAUGCGGAAAGGGCAGCCCAUAGGUAGGCUCUAGGUCUCACUUUUGCAGCCGUGGAAGCCUCUUUGGAAAACCUCCAAAAUCCCUUGACGACAAGUCACCCUUUAUAGUUUGUCCAAAUGCUAUCUUAUUAUAAUUUAUUUAUUUUUUUGUCCUGGAAACGGCUCCCAAAGAGGCCUAAAACAUCCUCCAAACGCCUGCAAAUAUUUCGGUUUGAUGCUGGAAUCGUGGAAGUGUUUUUGUGCCAUUCCACUUGGUCUUCUCAUGGAAGUCAUUUCUGAAAGGUGCCACGGUUCUCCGGCACAUUUUCAGGUUUAAAAGCCCAGUCUUUGCAGACAGGGCUACCACCAGCCAAAGCUGGGACCUGCUACAUUUGGAGAAGGGCUCGGACAUAAGAGAGGGCAUCUAGUCUGGUGGACUCCUCUAGAAGGAGCAUCACUUUAAUGCUCACCAAUUGCACAUUUCCCGCAAUGCUCCAGAGUGGGAACGCUAUGGGAAAUUAAAUAAAUACCUAGCUCUUGGAUAUAUGCACUUAACUAGAACAUUGCAGAAAAAAGAUGGAUAAUCAUUGGUAGGUCCCCAGUGGUUGCCCUGGAAUGGAACAUCUGAUGCCAGGUUGGCUUGAAUAAGGAGAGAUUCAAGUCGAGUAUUGUCAAGCAGGAGUGAGAAAUAUACCGUCUAUGACAUGUUAUAGGACUGCAGCUCCCAUGACAACAAAAGCCAAUAUUGUGAGACUUGAUUGGAGUCGGGUGUCCAACGAAACCCAAAAGGACACCGAUUCCCAUUCUUGCACUAGACCAAGGAGAGGUCAACGCUGGUGGAUGCUCUCCAGAGACUUUGCAGUGUGGCUGGGGGUGAUGGGAGUUGCAGACCAAAAGGACUUGUUUAUGGCACUUAGUUGACUGUCUGUCAAAGAAAACACACCAAUUGUAUUCUUCCCGCCCGGGUGCAAGACGUUCGCCGGCUGCCGGUCGGUCGGUGGGCUUCUUUCUUAGCAAUAACGUCUCAGGUGUUUCAUGUCUUGUUUGUAAUCCCAUCCUCCCGUGUUGUGGGGAGGUAAAUGUCAUGUUUGUGCUGAUUAUUUUGUAUUAUUUUGGAAAGCGCUGCUAAGGCAAAGUCCUUUUGUUUACUUGCGGGUUGUCUUGGAAUGGGCAGAGUUUGGGAAAGGAUCCUUUCUCUUGGACUACAACUCCGGCCAUUCCCAAGCCAGCCUGACUGUUGGGAGUAACUUUCCCAAGGAUGAGGAAAGGGGCAAAAGCAGAUCCGGAAAGUGCCAAGACAAUUUGGUCGAUAUAUAUAUAUAUAUGCCAAGGUGGGUUUUUUUUUUGCUGCAUUUUCUAUCACCCUGACACGUUUGUGCUUGAGAAUAAUGGUUCAGAGCAUGACCCAUGCGCCGGAAGACCCUCGUUCGAGUUACAGCUGAGCUGUGAACGCAGUCCAAUGAGCAGUUCUCCCUGGGCCUUAGGAGCCCUUCCUUCUUUGAUACGGAGAUUACAGUGCUGACCUACCUUACAGGGUUGUUGUAAGGAUGAUCAAUGUACGCGGAGAGCUUUGAACACUUUGGAGAAGCGCUUUAUAAAUAUUAAGUAUUA